AUAUCAGUAGUUUUAUCAUUUAAUGUUUUGAGUGAGGUAACGAGCGUAUAAUUCUGUUUCUAACUAUUUUUAGCUGAUUGUGCAAAUUUGAUUCAACCAGUUUUUGUCGAAAAUCGGUGAAUUAUCUGUGUUAUCCUGGGAAAACUGUUGAUCUGGUUUCUUCAACAGGUUAUUUUAUUUGUCGAUUAUCGUCAGUAAUAACUGAAAAAGAGUACACUUGAGCCCGUUAUGCAAAAAAGAAUAGUACACACAUUUUUAAGGCGAAAAAGAGUACUUGUACUCUAAAAAGAGUACGCCUGGUAACCCUACACAUCUCGAUUGUUGAAAUGUGAGACCAAAACAUGGAACAAGUGACUAACACUGCGCUCGAGCAAAUUCCAUCGUUUUGUGAGCAUUUUGAGCCACUCUUGGUUGAAGAAAUAGCACUUGCCAGGUAUCCCACUUCAGUUCAUCAUGGAAAAUGCGCCAUCAUUGGCUACCUGCCAGAACGAAGCAACUGUCUGGAAUCCCUAAUGGUACCCAGUCUGCCCAAAGAUGUUCAACUACCAGACGGCACAUGCAGCGUUCGGUUAUGCUUCGAUAACUAUCGAGGUUCAAUGCCACGUAACUGUACUGUUCGAGCCUACGGGACAAUACUCCUUCGUGGCCCUAGCGAUUCCCCCUACAACAGUUCCCGUGAUUUGAUUGGUCGCCUGUACGAUCUGAAGCAGGAUGCUGAACAAAGGAAAUUGAGCACCGUCAAGUUGGAUAGAAUUCUACGCGAAGAAAGGGAAACUAUGCGGAACAAUUUCCAACCGUUUUUGGAGGUACAAGGCUGCGAGAGGGUGAGCCAAGCCAGGGAGCUGAUCGGCUGCAAUCUAAGACUGAAACGUAUCAACAGGAGGAUAGCACCGCUCAUCAGGGACAUCGAAAGCGGGAUUUGAGUGAAGAAUUAGCUGGAUGUGUCGAAAUUCACUUAAAGGUUCUCAAUUAAUGAAUAGCUAAGCUACAAAAAUAACGUAACUUUUAUUUUUUUUUUAUUGUUUUGAGCGAGUGUAAAUAAAAUUGAUAAGAAUUUCUGUGUUUAAUCAAACAUUGAUCCAAAUCUGUAGGUUAUCCAUAACUGUGGGUUGACUGAAUCACCAAUCAUUAAAUACGUUUAAAUCCUUUAUUUCAAAUGUAAAAACAUGGGAAAGUGUGUAACGAGAACAGUGAACUCUAGAAAAUUAUCCCUCUUUACCUGGUCAAGUAAUGCUGUUAGCAAAGGGUCAUCAGGUUUAAUGGCCUCAUACAGGAUGGCAGCUAUCGAACGAAUCGUGUCGGGA
Molecule: messenger RNA, 1304 nt
Organism: Aedes aegypti (yellow fever mosquito)
Lineage: Eukaryota; Metazoa; Arthropoda; Insecta; Diptera; Culicidae
Exons: 2
Coding region: 342-923 (193 amino acids)
Source: RefSeq, a predicted model, not a curated record